AAACUUCUCUCUUCUUUUUUCAACUCGUAAAAAUUUUAAUAGAAGUCCUCUUUUUGUCAAUAAAACAUUUUAUCACAAUGACUCAUUACUAUGAACUUUAUCGCAGAAGCAGUAUUGGUGUGGCCUUGACAGAUUCUCUUGACGAGUUAAUUAAAAAUGCCCGAAUUUCUCCACAACUAGCGAUGAAGGUUCUUUUACAAUUUGAUAAAAGUAUAGCGGAAUCUCUUGAAAAUAAAGUCAAACAUAAGGCAACUUUUAAAGCUGGACAUCUUCAUACUUAUCGAUUUUGCGAUGAAGUAUGGACAUUCAUUAUUAAGAAUCCUAAUUUCAAAUUGGAACAUGAAUCGUUACCUGUUGACAAAAUCAAGAUUGUAGCAUGUAAUUCAAAGAAGCCUGGUGAAGCUGAAAACAAAAAUUAAAAAGAAAUCUAUUUUGUUUUCAAUUUAUUUUCCGCUGCCUUUUUUUUUUCUUAGAUAAUUUUUUUUUUUU
Molecule: messenger RNA, 489 nt
Organism: Rhizophagus irregularis DAOM 181602=DAOM 197198
Lineage: Eukaryota; Fungi; Glomeromycota; Glomeromycetes; Glomerales; Glomeraceae
Product: Transcription initiation factor IIA small chain (TFIIA 13.5 kDa subunit)
Biological process (GO): transcription initiation at RNA polymerase II promoter; RNA polymerase II preinitiation complex assembly
Cellular component (GO): transcription factor TFIIA complex
Molecular function (GO): RNA polymerase II general transcription initiation factor activity; TBP-class protein binding
Source: RefSeq, a predicted model, not a curated record